Messenger RNA from Bombus huntii, 870 nucleotides. RefSeq names its product tetraspanin-13 (gene Tsp97E). The record is from RefSeq and is a predicted model, not a curated record. Lineage: Eukaryota; Metazoa; Arthropoda; Insecta; Hymenoptera; Apidae. The transcript is spliced from 7 exons. Bases 199 to 849 code for a protein of 216 amino acids. Gene Ontology annotation, cellular component: membrane.
GCGCGAAGAAUCUGUUUCUGAAAUUUCGCGCCCGACGCUGCGACGUCGAGAGAUCGAACUCGUUCCAAUGUAUUCGAGUCGUUGGAGUGCUAGCAGUCGUAAAUUGUCUGUCUUCAGCGAAAGGGUAGUGAGUGAUUCAACGACUCAACGAAUCCUCACGGGUGACUACACCAAAGGGAACAAAGGCCGUAUACGAAGAUGUGCGGUGGUUUUACGUGCUCUAAAAAUGCUUUGACGGCUUUAAACAUCCUUUAUAUCGUUGUUGCAUUUAUUUUAAUUGGUGUAGCUGUUUAUGGAAGAGCUUCUGCAUUAGUCACAAACCUUCCUAUAAUUGGAGGUAUUUUAGCAUGUGGUGUUAUUUUGAUUCUAAUUUCUAUACUUGGACUGAUCGGUGCUGUUAAACAUCACCAAGUUCUAUUAUUCUUUUACAUGCUUAUCUUAUUUCUACUGUUCUUAAUUCAAUUCAGUAUCGCGUGUGCUUGCCUUGCUGUUAAUACCAAACAACAAGAACAAUUAGCAGAACAGGGUUGGAAGCACGCAAAUGAAUUAAUAGAUAAGGUUCAAGAAACUUUCAAAUGCUGUGGUUUCAAUGGCACUGAAAUCGCAUAUAUGAAUAAUUCAGAUCCAUUUAUUGAAUCUUGCAAAAUUAAAUAUUGUUGCCAAUAUCCUACAAAUACCGAUUGUGAAUGUCCAUCUUGUAUGCAAAAAUUACAAUCUACGAUUGAUUAUGCCUUUAAAUUAUGUGGCAGCAUAGGAUUGUUCUUCAGUUUUACAGAGGUGAUUGCAGCUUUCUUGGCAAAACGUUACAGAAAUCAACUAUAUCAACAUUCAAAAGCUGUUUUUCCUUAAUAUACUUUUUUUUUCAACAUA